Molecule: messenger RNA, 2094 nt
Organism: Rubroshorea leprosula
Lineage: Eukaryota; Viridiplantae; Streptophyta; Magnoliopsida; Malvales; Dipterocarpaceae
Source: the annotation of a GenBank genome assembly
CAAACUUCAAUUCACUGACGUCAUCUCUCCUCUUCCAAUCUAAUUUCUCAACAGGAAAAAAAACUAACUUACAAAAAAAAAAAAAAAAUCCUUCUCAUUCCGUAAAUUUCAAAUUUGAAGCCCUAGCUCUCCAAUUUUCUUUUAUUUCUGUAUUCCUGUAAGCUGAGCUCUCUCUGUGGAUGACAAUUCGAUCUCCGAGCUCUCCUUUUGUUUUCUUUGCAUUUUUGAAUAUUUAAUCAUUAUUUCGCUUAUCCAAUUCCAACACCGUGUUGAAUUGUGUGAAAAUUUUUUGGCUUAAAAUUUUGAUCUGUCUUGUUCCCGUCGAUCUGCUGGUAGAGGUCCAGAUUUGGUGCGAUUGCAUCUGAUUGCGGCCAUAGUAUUGACCUUCAAGAGCGGGAAGGGAGGUUCGGGAUUUAGAAAAAGGAAGGAGAUGCGUUCCAAGAAGAUGGAAGGUCCUUCGGCUCCAACGAUUCGUCGAGACCCUUACGAAGUGUUGUGCGUGUCGAAGGAUUCCACUGAUCAGGAGAUCAAGACUGCAUACAGAAAGCUAGCUCUUAAGUAUCAUCCUGAUAAGAAUGGUAGCAAUCCUGAAGCUUCAGAGCUUUUUAAGGAGGUUGCAUAUUCUUAUAGCAUUUUGUCUGACCCAGAGAAGAGAAGGCAAUAUGACAGUGCUGGGUUUGAGGCUGUUGAAGAUUCCAUGGAUAUGGAGAUUGAUUUGUCUAAUUUGGGAACAGUUAAUACAAUGUUUGCCGCAUUAUUCAGCAAGCUUGGUGUCCCAAUCAAAACUACAAUUUCAGCUAAUGUUCUUGAAGAAGCUCUGAAUGGAACUGUCACUGUUAGACCCCUUCCAAUUGGAACAUCAGUUAGUGGAAAGGUAGACAAGCAAUGUGCCCAUUUCUUUGGCAUAACAAUCAACGAACAACAAGCUGAGGCAGGGAUUGUUGUGAGAGUUACAUCAACUGCGCAAAGCAAAUUUAAGUUACUUUACUUUGAGCAAGAUGCCAAUGGUGGCUAUGGUUUGGCCUUACAGGAAGAUAGUGAAAAGACUGGCAAGGUGACUUCUGCAGGCAUGUAUUUCUUACAUUUUCAGGUGUACAGAAUGGACUCCACUGUAAAUGCGUUAGCAAUAGCUAAAGACCCUGAAUCUGCUUUCUUUAAAAGGCUGGAAGGUCUUCAACCUUGUGAGGUUUCAGAAUUAAAAGCUGGCACUCACAUAUUUGCUGUUUAUGGAGAUAAUUUCUUCAAGACUGCUUCUUAUACAAUUGAGGCACUUUGUGCAAAGUCAUACGAGGAUACCAGUGAGAAGCUUAAGGAUAUUGAGGCACAAAUUUUAAGAAAGAGAAAUGAAUUGCGUCAAUUUGAGACAGAAUACAGAAAGGCAUUGGCACGCUUUCAAGAAGUGACCAACCGAUACAGCCAGGAAAAGCAAUCUGUAGAUGAGUUGCUGAAACAGCGCGACAGCAUUCACGCUGCAUUCACUGUAGCCAGGGCAUUGAUUGCUGUUAACAGUAAUUCAACUAAUGGAAGUACUAGCAAAGUCCCUGGUGAAGAUUUUAAGGCUGAGAGUCCAGGGGAAGAUGGAGGCUCAGAUGGAAAGGAUAAAUCAGCCAAAAAGAGAUGGUUUAAUUUGAACCUCAAGGGAUCAGAUAAAAAGCUUGGUUGAACUGUUGAAAUGGUACUUAGAUGAUUUUGUUUUGUUCAAAAGGUUUAUUGCGUCUCCUAGGGUUUGAUGUGUCUGGGCUAGCAGUUUGCUGCCUGCUAAAGGCUUGUAUAAUUCCUUCUAUUCUUUUCCCUCUAUGGGUUACUGCAAAUGAUGUUUAAUUAUGGCGCAUUACAGUGUGGUCCAUUAUGGGAAUCGAAAUUCCAAAGCGUUCAUGGUAAAAUGCAGCUCUUUCAUCCACCACACCAAAUAGCAGCAGCCUCAACGCAUGUAGCUAUGGUCCCCAGAAAACUCUUUGACCCAGUCCUAGGUAAAAUGUAACCCUGGAAGUUUUCUGUUAAAUCUCAGUAUUUCAUAAGAAGAUUGCUGUAUGAUUGUAUGCAGGUUAAAUUGUACAUGCGAGAUUGAUUGGGAAAGAAAACAGGAAUUAUUUA